GACGACGACGACGACGACGACGACUACGAUGGUAAUGGCGAUGACGAUGACGAUGAUGGAUCGGGCGGCAUCAGCUGCGAGAAAGCGAGAUUUUUCCGGUGAAAAUAAUUUCCGAUGAAAUCUUUACGAUCCCAAAGGUCUCGGAAAGAUCUUUUUCGAGUUCUCGAAAAAGGGAAUAUCGAACGUCGAACGUCGAACGUCGUGCGACGUAUUAUUCGUUUUUUCUUUCUCUCUUUUUCUUUCUUUGAAAAGCGUCCCGAAGGCUGUUGGAAGGCUCGUCGUGUUAUUUUUGAAACCCACGCGAGAUUCGAAUUAAGAAGGGAAGUGAUUUUUCUUGUGAGAAGUGCUUACAAGUGUACGUUUUUAAUUAAUCGAACGAGAAGCAGUGAACCUUGAGACGAUGAGAAUAAUUAAUAUUUAUUUAGUGAGAACGAACGAUACGCGUGCGUCUACGUCGAAAUAAACUCGAGGAGAUGAGAAAAUAAGGAUUUGUCUUCUCUAAGGAAGAAGGAUUUCGUCGAAGCAUUUGGGUUCUUCUUCUUCUUCCUUAUUCCGUGCAAACGACUUGGGAGGAUCGACUCGGACAAAUCGACGUGUUCUCCCAGAGAGUUAUCUGUACCGGGAAGAGAAAGAAGGAAAGAGAAAGAAAGAGGGAGAGAGAGAGAGAGAGAGAGAAGGAAGAGAGGGAGAAAGUCUUCGACCUCGAAAAGGAAGGAAGCAAUGGAACGGUUUUUUGCGAGAGCACGUUAGAGAGCGAACGAGAAGAGAAAAGGAGAGAAAAUAUCAUUUUCUCGAGAAUGGAGUUUCAUGGUGGCGUCGGUAGGGUACCGGUAAAUCCCUCGUAUCAUCGUCGUCAUCGUCGGCAUCGUCAUCUUCUCGGUUUCGCGAAAAAGGAAGAUUCUGAUCGCGAAGUGGCCGAGUCGAAUUAAGAUGCGAGAAUUGAACGCCAGUGCAUGCACUGCUUUGUACGAGGGCGUAGAGUGGUCCGGCCCAUGGAUCCUGCUCACCCUGAUCACUCUGGCGAUCGUCAACGUGAUGGUCGUGCUCGGUAACGUCCUCGUUAUACUCGCCGUCUAUUACACGAGCAAGCUCAGAAACGUGACGAACAUGUUCAUCGUCAGUCUUGCUGUAGCCGAUCUCUUGGUCGGACUCGCCGUUCUUCCUUUCAGUGCCACUUGGGAAGUCUUCAAGGUCUGGAUAUUCGGUGAUCUAUGGUGUUCGGUUUGGCUAGCCGUCGACGUUUGGAUGUGCACCGCGUCGAUACUGAACCUUUGUGCAAUCAGUCUCGACAGAUAUCUGGCGGUGACCAGACCCGUCAGUUAUCCCCAGUUGAUGUCUCCGAAACGAGCAAGGCUUCUGGUCGCUACAGUCUGGGUUCUGAGCUUCGUCAUCUGUUUUCCACCCCUGGUGGGUUGGAAAGAUAAACGGUCUCAUCCUACGCACAACGUGACGUUUACGCAGAACGGCCCCUUCAACACUACCACCAUCAUAGUGCCGGUGAAACCGUGUCCGUGGAUCUGCGAGUUGACCAAUGACGCCGGAUACGUCGUUUACAGUGCUCUAGGCUCCUUCUACAUACCGAUGUUAGUAAUGCUCUUUUUCUACUGGAGAAUCUACAACGCAGCCGUUUCCACAACGAAAGCCAUCAAUCAGGGCUUUCGUACCACAAAGGGUUCCAAAAUGCUCGGAUCGAGAUUCGACGAACAGAGAUUAACGUUGAGGAUACAUCGAGGACGCGGAAGCGUUCACAACGGUAGUAACAACGGUAGCCCAAGAAGCCCGGAUUAUUCUACUCGCAGUUCCGUCAGAAAGGAAAAGAUCAAGAUCUCGGUAUCGUAUCCGAGCACAGAAACGUUAAACACGAAGUGCAACACUCUCGAGAGGACUCCUUCGAGAUGUUCUCAAGUUUCCGUGCAUUAUAGUAACGGACAAACGCAGACUCAGCUGUGUUCGAGUUCGAGGAGUACGCAUUUGAAGGUCGGCGGUAUAAACAGAGUAGGCAGUAUGAGGAGACCCAGCAGAAGGAGUAGCUGCGAGAGUCAGUUGACGGGUGACGAGGUAACGCUACGGGAACUAGCUCAGGGCCAAGAGGAGAAGCCUAGGAUGAUGAAGAUGGGUAAACGAAAUAUAAAGGCACAGGUGAAGAGAUUUCGAAUGGAGACAAAAGCGGCAAAGACCUUGGGUAUCAUAGUCGGUGGCUUCAUACUCUGCUGGCUGCCAUUCUUCACGAUGUAUCUCCUACGUGCGUUCUGCCCGAAUUGCAUCCAUCCAACCGUCUUCAGCGUACUAUUUUGGCUAGGAUAUUGCAACUCCGCGAUAAAUCCUUGCAUCUACGCGCUCUUCAGCAAGGACUUUCGCUCGGCCUUCAAGCGAAUAAUCUGCAGGUGCUUCUGCAAACAGCGAGCCAACACGUUACGGCGCGGUAGCGACGGCAGCCAAUUGGCGAUGAGGUGGGAGGAACAAAGUUACAAGAAGCGAGAGAAGUCCAAGUUGUACAAUGCGUGUGCAGCAGCAGGGCGUUUCCAUGGACGACUCCGACCAGGAUCCCGGAUCAGAACCGACUGUACAUUCGACGAGCGAGUCCAGAUGACUCUAGCCGGUCGGAGCUGGUGCGCACCGCGUCACCUUUGACCGCAGAACUUCGACGAUCAGGAUACGUUCGUCCUACAGAGCUUGAGACCCUUCUCUUUCUCUUUUUCUCUUUCUAUCUCUUUCUUUCUCUCUCUCUCUCUCUCUCUCUCUCUCUCUCUCUCUCUCUCUCUCCAUCUCCAUCUCUAUCUCUAUCGCUAUCUCUCAUUAUUUCUCACUCUUUCAUUCCGUCUCUUUGUCCCAAAAAAAGGAUUCGUUUAAACGCAAAUUUAAACGACGCGAACACAACGACGAUUGUGGACGAGAUAGCAACUUGAAUAAUGAGAUAAUGAUCGACGAUUGAAUACUACGCGCGCGAAUAAUGUAAUUAGUCGAGAUCAUGAGAAAAAGGGAGAGGAGAAGUAGUAAAAGGAGGAGGAAGAGAAAGAGGAGGAUGAGGGGGAGGAGGAGGAGAAGACGGGCAAGUGUCCUAAAAUACGCGUUGACAUUAGAUAUCGUAAGUAUUAUUAUAAAUGAUUAUUAUGUCGUCAUCUGAAGUUUUCGAAUCGUGACGAAGGAAUUCUAUGGAGACAUUGAUGAUAGGUAUAUAACCGCGCACAUACACGUGUUGUACAUAUCACAAAAUAUUUCGUGUAUACACGGUGAGAUAAUGUUAAGUAAGAUUAAGUCAAAAGUCGACAGUCGUUAAUCUUCUCUACGUCUAAAUGGUGUUCGUUGAAUCGUGCAAAUCGUGUGUUCCCUUCGCUCCGCGUUUCUCCAGCCGAUAUACAUACGUACAUACAUUCAUUCGUACAUACAUACAUACAUACAUACAUACAUAUAUACGUACAUAAAUACUUACUUUUGUUAUAUCUUCUUUUUCUUUUCUCGUCCACGUUUUUCGCAUCGAUAGAUAUUUCCUUUUUUGCGGAAGAAAAAGAGAAAGGAAGAAGGAAAUAAAAGAAAGUCCUCACGCUUAAGAGAAAAUCACUUGCGAUUCUUUUCGGCCGAUUGCGUAUUAUGCAAAAGGAGAAGAAAAGCGGCUAGAAAAGUUAGCAGCGAAUAUAAUAUGCGCGAUUAAUGUAUUAUGUGAUAUACCGUUAUGAAUAACGUUACGAACGAAUGCAAAUAAACAAUGUGAAUACGUGCGAAUAAAGUUCCGAGUCCAUUGA
Molecule: messenger RNA, 3740 nt
Organism: Vespula pensylvanica (western yellowjacket)
Lineage: Eukaryota; Metazoa; Arthropoda; Insecta; Hymenoptera; Vespidae
Gene: Oamb
Product: octopamine receptor Oamb
Exons: 9
Coding region: 931-2631 (566 amino acids)
Biological process (GO): adenylate cyclase-activating adrenergic receptor signaling pathway
Cellular component (GO): membrane
Molecular function (GO): G protein-coupled amine receptor activity
Source: RefSeq, a predicted model, not a curated record